Molecule: messenger RNA, 1005 nt
Organism: Solanum lycopersicum (tomato)
Lineage: Eukaryota; Viridiplantae; Streptophyta; Magnoliopsida; Solanales; Solanaceae
Product: non-specific lipid-transfer protein 1-like
Biological process (GO): lipid transport
Cellular component (GO): membrane
Molecular function (GO): lipid binding
Source: RefSeq, a predicted model, not a curated record
CUUUACGAAAGUCAAUUUGAUUAAUAUCCAAAACUAAAUUAAGCUUGUCUAUAUCAUACCACUUAAGAAGCGGAAGCUAUAAGAUCGAGCACUAACUAUCAUAAGAUGGUGGUGAUAUUUUCCAUAGUCAAUCACUGUAUAAUAAACUAAUAUGAUCAAUAAAAACAGACAAAGAACUCCUAAAUAUAAGUGAAAAGAUCUAGAUGAUCCUAAAUCAAAUGAAAUAUAAUCAAAUUUAGAUAGUGAAAUCUAGAUCUUAGUCUAGGCAAUCAAUAUUCUUUAAUGUAUUAAUAUAGUAUUAUCUCCUAACACAAUUCAAUAUAUAAUAGUAAUAAAAAUAGCAUAGCUAGCUAGAACAAGAAAAAUUACCAAAUAAAUAAAAAUACCCCAUGUAAACUAGAGUCAAUUGUCCUACAUCAUAUUCAAUUAUAUAUCAAAUAUUUUACUUCGAAGAAAUCUACAUAAAUGAAAAUAAUAUAUGAAAUUUCCCCUACUUUUAUAUUAUCAUUGUAAUUAUCAUUAAUUUGUAUACUAUAAACUCCUAAGUGAGGCUAAUCCGUAAGAAUAUAAUAUAAAUAAUACUACUCCACAUACAUAGUUAUUUCACACAUUACUCAAAUUAAACUACAAAUGCUAUUAUGGCCACUAGCCCUAGAGUAAUGCUUCUUUUAUUCAUCCUGAUCAUUUACAUGGUGGCGGCACCACCGCCAGCUAAGGCGGUGAUCACGUGUGACACCGUGUACGAUGGUGUUAAGCCAUGUCUUAACUAUGUCUUGUUUGGUGGAAUAGUCUCGACAGAUUGUUGUAAUGGACUUGAAUCUGUUAUUGCUUCUGCUACUACUAUCGCAGAUCAUCAGAGCACGUGCUCGUGUAUAAAGAGUCUUGCAUCGCAAGCCACGGACGAUGAACUUAGUCGCGCUGCUAGUAUCCCUGGACAAUGUGGAGCAACCAUUCCUUUCGAGAUUAGCCCAAAUGUUGAUUGCUCAAAGGUGAAGUGAAAGAAAA